GAAUCGAGGACAGACUGGAGCAAACGGUGGGAGAAAGUUUUUAGAUCCAUGUAGCCUACAAUUGCCUUUGGCUUCAAUUGGUUACCGAAGGUCCAGCCAACUGGAUUUUCAGAAUUCACCUUCCUGGCCAAUGGCAUCCACCUCUGAAGUCCCUGCAUUUGAGUUUACAGCAGAAGAUUGUGGCGGUGCACAUUGGCUGGAUAGACCAGAAGUGGAUGAUGGCACUAGUGAAGAAGAAAAUGAAUCUGAUUCCAGUUCAUGCAGAACAUGGAAUUCUGAACUGUGGUGUUGGAAUAAUAAUAAAUAUAGACCAGUCAUCUAUAAUCAUUUGUAUAACGGAGAGAGGGGCAUGUCUUUACAUAGGACUUCCAACAGUAGUCAGACAUUAUCAUCCUGCCAUACUAUGGAGCCAUGUUCAUCAGAUGAAUUUUUCCAAGCCCUUAAUCAUGCUGAACAAACAUUUAAAAAGAUGGAAAACUAUUUGAGGCAUAAACAGUUAUGUGAUGUAAUUCUAGUUGCUGGUGAUCGCAGAAUUCCAGCUCAUAGAUUGGUGCUCUCCUCAGUCUCUGAUUAUUUCGCUGCUAUGUUUACUAAUGAUGUCAGGGAAGCAAGACAAGAAGAAAUAAAAAUGGAAGGUGUUGAACCGAAUUCACUAUGGUCCUUGAUUCAGUAUGCAUAUACAGGCCGCCUUGAAUUAAAAGAAGAUAAUAUUGAGUGCCUGCUGUCUACAGCUUGCCUCCUUCAGCUUUCGCAGGUUGUGGAAGCUUGCUGUAAGUUUUUAAUGAAGCAGCUUCACCCAUCCAACUGUCUUGGAAUCCGUUCUUUUGCUGAUGCCCAGGGUUGUACAGAUUUGCAUAAAGUGGCUCACAAUUAUACCAUGGAACAUUUCAUGGAAGUAAUUCGAAACCAGGAAUUUGUAUUACUACCAGCCAGUGAAAUCGCAAAGCUCUUGGCGAGUGAUGACAUGAACAUUCCUAACGAGGAGACAAUUCUGAAUGCACUUCUUACUUGGGUCCGUCACGAUCUGGAACAGAGACGGAAAGAUCUCAGUAAACUUUUGGCUUAUAUUAGGCUACCUCUUCUUGCACCACAGUUCUUGGCAGACAUGGAAAAUAAUGCACUUUUUCGGGAUGAUAUAGAAUGUCAGAAACUUAUUAUGGAAGCGAUGAAGUACCAUUUAUUACCGGAGAGACGACCCAUGUUACAAAGCCCUCGGACAAAACCUAGAAAGUCAACGGUUGGAACAUUAUUUGCAGUUGGAGGAAUGGAUUCAACAAAAGGAGCAACAAGCAUUGAAAAGUAUGAUCUUCGUACAAAUAUGUGGACUCCUGUAGCAAAUAUGAAUGGGAGGAGGCUACAGUUUGGUGUUGCAGUGUUAGAUGACAAACUGUAUGUGGUUGGAGGAAGAGAUGGACUGAAGACUUUGAACACUGUAGAAUGCUACAAUCCCAAAACAAAAACCUGGAGUGUGAUGCCUCCUAUGUCCACCCACAGGCAUGGUCUUGGUGUGGCUGUAUUGGAAGGCCCCAUGUAUGCAGUCGGAGGACAUGAUGGCUGGAGCUAUCUGAAUACAGUGGAAAGAUGGGACCCACAGGCUCGCCAGUGGAAUUUUGUCGCUACUAUGUCCACCCCCAGGAGCACAGUAGGUGUGGCAGUACUAAGUGGAAAACUUUAUGCAGUUGGUGGUCGUGAUGGAAGUUCUUGCCUCAAAUCAGUAGAAUGUUUUGAUCCUCACACUAACAAAUGGACACUCUGUGCACAAAUGUCAAAAAGGAGAGGGGGAGUAGGAGUAACUACCUGGAAUGGAUUGCUGUAUGCGAUUGGAGGACACGAUGCUCCUGCAUCCAACUUGACUUCCAGACUCUCAGACUGUGUGGAGAGAUAUGAUCCCAAAACAGAUAUGUGGACUGCAGUGGCAUCCAUGAGCAUCAGCAGAGAUGCAGUGGGGGUCUGUUUACUUGGUGAUAAAUUAUAUGCUGUUGGAGGGUAUGAUGGACAGACUUAUCUUAAUACAGUGGAGGCUUAUGAUCCCCAGACAAAUGAGUGGACCCAGGAAAAGUUUGCCAACCCGUACGUGGAGGAUCAUUCUUCCAUCACCUAGGAGAUGAGGCCUCUGAGAGGGUGGAAAUGAGGAAAAUGCCAAGCAAAGAAAAUGGUAAACCAAGAGGGAGCUUUCAAGAGCAAGAAACGAUUGGAAGACAACAGAGAGAGGAGGAAAGUCUUGAGGAAUGAGGCCUUGAACUCAGUAUGUCCGCCCGCCCCCCACCCCACUGAGUCUUGGAGAAGUCUUCUCUGGUCCUGAAGAUGAUUAGAGACUCUCUUAGCUGUUGAGGCAGCCAAGUGAAAUCAGGUGAAAAGCUCAUGUUUUUAUUAAAUUGCCUCAGACUUGGUCAUCUGUUUACUGAAAUAGAGUUGGCGUCACCUUGAUUCUGUGGCGGACACCGGGCUAAGCACUGCAUAUGCAUGUGGAAUUCUUAGGAUCUGUCCAGUGGCCCUAUGAAGUAGACGGGAUUAUUCCCCCGUCACGGUGUAGGAACUAGCUAGUAAAUGGCAGAGCCAAAUUUGAAAAAACAACCAGGUCUGUAUGACCUCAGAGUCUUUUUUAAAAACCCGUGCAAGAUUGCCACAUGGAGGUGAGCUUUACCCGUCUUUAUUACCGAGGAUGAUACCUAUUUGAUGCCAAGGUCAGAUGUUGUGAUGGUGUCGUCAUCGCAUCUGUGCCACAUUUUAAAUUUUCACUUUUAAUGAGUGGGAACAGGCUAUGUAAUUCUGCCUAUUAUGUGCAUACGCACACACACACACACAAACAGGCCCUUAAUAAGUGCCGCUGUGUUGUGAGAGGACGAAAGAAGGGCAUUUUAGUCAGGACGGCAUAUUUCAUGUCCUGGGGACAGAGAACUGUUACUGCUAAUAGAGCAACGAGCAGGGAUGCCGGGUGGAGCAGUAAUGAAUGGAAAUGAGAGGAUGAGCCAUUCGUAGCAAGUCAUAAAUCCACUGUUCAACAUCUAAUAUAAUUUAAGAGAGACAAGUGCUUCAAAAUUCUCAGGAUGUGAGGAAGAUUGGGUAGCUGUACUGUAUCACUCAGGGUCCGGUCAGGAGACAGAACCCACACCAUACCUGGAACAGAGAAGUUCUGAUAUAAGGAAUUACAUACUAUUACAGAGGGUGAGACUCCCGCAGGACUGGCUGGUGAUCAUGGUCUGGGGUUUGACUGCCCUACUUGCAGGCUAGUAAAUUAGCCUGUCAUUGUUUCAUGGCUGCUGGCAGAGGACACUAAACUGGGGCAGAGACAAAGACCUUUAUGACCCAGAGUACAAAAACGAGUGUGACUGUCAUAGUUUGGGUUAAUUCCCCUGCCCCCAAGUCCCACAGGAGCAGGUGGGGAAUCCACUGAGCUUGGGGCAUUCACUGAUUUUGUAGUAAGUGGUAGACAAGCCAGCCCUUUGUCCUCAAGGUUUCUCACUACACACGCGACACUGAGAAAUGGCCCAGCAUUAAUAGCAGUGAAGAGGGACACUCAGGGACUGCAGUAGGUUGCCUGCUGUCUCCAGCAUUUAACAUUGUGCCAUCUGGAAAAGGAGGAAAAGGCCCAUCUCCAUCUUCACAGAGCAGGUAAUGAAGAUUGGAGAUGAGAAGCCAUAAAUUAAAAACUGGCAUAUAUGACUUUCAGUAGUACAAGGCACAGUGAAUCAAGAUAUAGUCUAGAAAAUAUAGAAUAGAAGGAAGAGGGUUAUUCAAUCCAUUUUAACAAGUGUGUUUGUGUGUGAUCUCCACCAUGUGCUGAGAGCUGAGGAAACCAAAAGACAGAGUCCCUAACCCUUCAGCGAUCUUAAGGAGCUCACAAGCUGGGGGGCACCGACAGCUAACCAUGACAAUGUCCCUUUUACUACAAAAGGGGGAAAGGGAGGGAAACAUUCUAGUAGAAAAGAAGGAUAUGGACAGAUAAUCCCAGUAUAAGAAAAUAAUAACGACUGGGACAGAUUAUGAACUUUGGAAGAAUUCAGAGAAAGAAGUGAGAAAAAUGAGAGUUCCUUCAAUGGUCAGUUCACCCCAGAUAAUAUAUUAAGAUUCAAAGACCACACAUCAAACAGAUUAUAGACAAGCAAACAUUUUCAGAAAUUAGUUAAGUAAACAUUUGUUAAGGGGUGCCUCAGUGGCUCAGUCGGUUAAGCA
Molecule: messenger RNA, 4173 nt
Organism: Ailuropoda melanoleuca (giant panda)
Lineage: Eukaryota; Metazoa; Chordata; Mammalia; Carnivora; Ursidae
Gene: KLHL5
Product: kelch like family member 5
Exons: 12
Coding region: 131-2101 (656 amino acids)
Molecular function (GO): protein binding
Source: RefSeq, a predicted model, not a curated record